Messenger RNA from Serpula lacrymans var. lacrymans S7.9, 609 nucleotides. RefSeq lists its product as uncharacterized. Bases 1 to 609 code for a protein of 202 amino acids. NCBI's taxonomy places the organism in Eukaryota, Fungi, Basidiomycota, Agaricomycetes, Boletales, Serpulaceae. The transcript has 7 exons. The record is from RefSeq and is a predicted model, not a curated record.
AUGGAUGUUAGAAGAUUGAUGAGCCCUUAUUUUCCGCAAGGAAAUACUGCUCAAAGAUCCCAGCCUCACUUGUUUUACCCGCACAACUCUGCUUCAACUCCUUCCAGAGAGUAUUUCCCCCAAGCACAGGAGUCCACUGAGGAGGGCCUCUGCAUGUUAGAGGAUGAUGAAUUUAGUGAUUUUGAGGAGGAGGAUCCUACAGAAUCUGUACCGUCCAGGCUAGUACAUCAAGCUGCUACAAGAACGGAUGCUACCUCAGAAUUGGUCCAUGCUCUUGCUCUUCUCACAGGUCAAUACAAGCUUGACAGUGAUCAUGCAAAGGAUCUACUCUUAUUUCAAAAGCUGCUUGAAGACCAUGACAAAAUUCUUGUAUCACUUUCAGCUGAAGUAGCCACCCUCUGCAGUCUUGUUAAAACUCAGUACAUAGCGAGCAACCUCAUGAAUGAGGGUAACUGCACUAACUUUGUCCUUAUGUAUCAAGACGUUAUGAAGUGUGUCGCACAACAGACCACUGAGCUUGGGAUUGAAGAUCAGUGGAAAAACAGAAAAGACAAGAAGCUGAUUACAAAUUCACAGCUUGGUAGAUGGCUCAUCAAAAUUAACUCUUGA